UACCUGAAAACAGAUGAUGUAAAACCCCUACUUUGAAAUCCCUAAACCCUAAACACUCACCGAGCAACAACAAACCCCUUUUCCUUCAAAAUUAUCAUGACAUUAAAAAUGGCGAAACUAUGAAACUUCCUACAACUUCACCAUUUUCAUUCUCAUCUUUUCUUCGUUGAAUUUCUUCAACCUCCAUGGCUACUACCCACCUUCUUCGCCAUUACCAUGGACCUCUCACUAUCUCUCCUACCACCAGCCUCACUGACUUCGUCAUCAACAACAACAACGGUGACGACAACGACGAUGAUGUCGGUUUUAAUUUGUUGCGGAAGACUCCUCUCCAGCUACAGACUUUGGAGAAUUUGUUCUCUGAUGAUAAGAACCCAACACAGAGUAGACUGGAGGACUAUGCUUCGGCUUUAGGCCUGACUUGUGAGCAAGUGAGAAGAUGGUUUAUUGAGCGUCGUCGAAGAGAUAAGCAAGAUGCUGCUAGAAAUAUUCAAGGAGGGAAUGGGUCUGCACAGAGGACAGAUAAGGGGAAGAGUAAGAUGAAGAAAAAGAAGAAUUUAUCAAGUUUGGAGCCAGGAGAGCAUGGGAGUUGUACAAGAAAACCUGGUCUCGUGCAGGAUAUGUUAUAUUCUCCAGACUAUAUAUUUAUGAAGAUAUUCAGGAAAGAUGGUCCGCCCCUUGGUGUUGAGUUUGAUCCUCUUCCCGAUACAGUGUUCCAAGGCAGUAACGGCAUUGCAGGUAGCAGAUGUUGUGAGGCUGCAAGUCAAGGUGAACAAAGGGCCUUUAAAAGAAGGAAGGUGACGAAAUCAUCCGUUUUAGACACUGAGCAAUGUAGUCGAAUGAAAAUUCCCAUGAAGAAACAUGGAAAGGGUAAAGGUUUGAUGUCAGUCUUGCAGCUGGUUAAUUCUCAUGCUCCUUUUCGAGAUAAUGAUGGAGCACUUAAACGGGGGAAGAUGCUUCCUCGUAAAAAUAGUCAACCAGGAAAAAGACACGGCAUGGGCAAAGGAUUUAUGACUGCUUCACAGCUGGCGAAUCCUGAUUCCAAGAGGAGAACACAGAGACGGAAACCUACGGCUCAGGUGAGACGGUCAGGGAAUAAAGUUCAGGAGAAAAAGAAGCCUCCUCCUCGUCGAAAAAAGGUUGAAUCUAUUCAGAAAGAAAUUCAGAAGGCACAAAGAAAUUGUUGCAAAAUUGCUUUGGAUUUAUCAAGAUAUGAUGAAAAUCUCUGUUCAUUCUCUGCGAAGGCGGAUGACGAGGAGCUUGAGCUAAGGGAGCUCCAAGCUGGACCAAACCCACUAACUUGUGGUGGUCAUUUUGCUAAUGUUGGGAAUGGUUGCUGUUCGCUUUGCAAAGGUCUUCUUCCUAAGUUCCCCCCUGAUGCUCUUAGAAUGAGAAAGCCACUUUGUAUGCACCCUUGGAAUUCAUCCUUGGAGCUUGAGAAGAAACUUUUUAAGGUUUUCCAUUUUCUGUAUACUUAUGCUGCAAUACUAGAUCUUUGUCCAUUUAACCUUGAUGAGUUUGCAGAGGCAUUCUGCGAUAAGGAUUCCUCAUUACUGGGGAAAUUGCAUGUGUGCCUCCUUGGUCUGUUGCUGUCUGAUAUUCAAAAGGAGAUUUCUUAUGGAACUUCCAUUCACUCAAAUAAAAAUGGCAUGUUUCUAAAUUUGCUUCGUAUGGCUGGGACACAAGAUUAUGCUGUGAACCUUUGGAAGACAUCUCUAAACCCUCUGACAUGGACCGAAAUAUUGCGACAAAUCCUAGUUACAGCUGGCUUUGGAUCAAAAGAUAGUAACCAAAGUAAAGGAUGUCUUCCCAAGGAAUCAGAUCAUAUGGCCAGGUGUGGAUUUCACCCUGAUACGUUGAAGGGAACACUUUUUAGCAUUUUGUUUGAGCAAAAAAACAAGGGAAUGAAGGUCAAUGAGUUGGCAAAAUAUUCGCAGAUAGUGGACUUGAAUCUGGAAAAAACAGAUGAUGAACUUGAAGAUUCAAUUUGCUCAAUUUUGGCCAGUGAUAUUACUUUAUUUGAAAAAAUCUCGUCAUCUACAUAUCGUCUACGUUUAACAUCAAUCAUGAAGAAAGACGAAGAUACUCUGUCGGAUAACGAUGACAAUGGAAGCAUUGACGAUGGAUCGAGGAGUUUCCAUAGCACUAAUGCCGAGUGUGACUCUGGAAUAUCUUCCUCAAGGCCUGAUAUGGGCCAUCAGUAUCCUGAAAAUAAUCCAUCUAGUCUUUCUUCUGUCAUAGAUGAAAGUCACCCCGGGGAGUCAUGGCUGUUAGGUUUGAUGGAGGGAGAAUAUUCGGACCUAAGCAUUGAGGAGAAGCUGAAUACUUUACUUGCUCUUGUUGAUCUUGUAAGUGCAGGAUCCAGCAUUAAAAUGGAGGAUCCAUCGGCAGCAAUUGCAGACUGUGUUCCAAGGACUUAUCAGCAUGGGUCUGGAGGAAAAAUUAAGCGAUCAACAGUACAGAGACCUAGCUUGCAUAUCUCAUCCUGCGGCGAUGAUAGAGAAAACGGGCGUUUCUCUUCAGCUUUUUAUGCUGUUGAUUCAUCAGUAGUGUUAUCAAUGAUGUCUGAAGAGUGUAGAUAUUCUGGCAAGAAAAAAGGUUCUAAUGGAGCAGGAAAUGGAGAUGAUCUACAUCCAAUUCAAUCUAUUUUUCUGGGUUCUGAUCGCAGGUAUAAUAGAUAUUGGCUCUUCUUGGGUCCUUGUGAUGCUGAUGAUCCUGGACAUAAACGAGUCUAUGUAGAGUCUUCUGAUGAUGGUCAGUGGCAAGUGAUUGAUAGUGAAGAGGCUCUAUGUGACUUGCUGGAUUCUUUGAAUGAUCAAGGUAGGAGGGAAGCUGUCCUUCUGGCAUCACUGGAGAAGCGUAUGCCAUUUCUUGUUGAAGAAAUGUUGAGCAGGAUACCAAUUGAUAUUAGCGGCAGCCAGUCAGCACAAUCUGGUCUAUCUGAGAUAGACAGGAUCAAUGAAGAUAGCCCGUCACCCAUAUCUGAUAUAGAUAAUUUGUCGUUGGGUGAGACUUUAUUUAAUGCUGUAACAUCAUCUGAUGCUGCACCUUUCAUAGUUGGAAAAAAGGCAGAACAGCAAAAACAGAAAUAUGAGCGGCUUCAAGCUUAUGACUCGUGGAUAUGGAAUGACUUUUACUCCAUUCUUCAUGCUGUUAAACAUGGAAAGCGGUCAUUUUUUGAUUCGUGGACAAGAUGUGGAAGUUGUAAUGAUCUUUACUGGCGUGAUGAAAGGCAUUGUAAGACAUGUCAUACUACAUUUGAGCUUGACUUGGAUCUUGAAGAAAAGUACGCUAUCCAUGUGGCUACAUGUCAUGCCCCUGAAGAUGCUGAUAUCUGUCCGAUGCAUAAAGUGUUGCCAUCAAAACUACAGGCUCUCAAAGCUGCAAUCCAUGUGAUUGAGUUGAUUAUGCCAGAGAGUGCACUGAUUGGGGGAUGGAAAAAAUCUGCUUACAAGCUUUGGGUUCGGAGGCUCAGACGCACCUCUUCUUUACACGAGUUUUUACAGGUUCUAGGUGAUUUUGUUGGUUCCCUUAAUGUGGAUUGGGUGUCACAAUUCACUGCCACACAUAAAUGCAAGUAUACAAUUGAAGAUUUUGUUGCAGAAUUUCAAACUAUGCCCCAAACUUCAUCUGCUGUUGCACUCUGGCUGGUAAAAUUAGAUGCCAUGAUUGCUUUGCAAUUGGACGAGAAAAUAGUUGAAACUGCUAAAGGCCAGAACUUAGUAGCCGCCCCGGUAAUGGUUUCAGUUGAUGAUGAUGACUGAGAUGUGCACCGCUGGCCUGGUAGAAGAUUGAUUUAUUUCCCUUUACAAAAGGCAGACAGACCCGGAAAAAGGCUAUGUUCUCUACGAUUCUACAAGAGAACCCUUUUGGAUAAUAGCUCGGAGGCUUGGAAAGUUCAAAUGGUAAAGGCUGCGGGUAUCUUGUACAGAGGAGAAGGGUUGCUGACGCUCAUUUAAUUUAUUUUGAAUAUUUUGGGCAGGUUGGCUAAAGAGAUAGUGUGUACAGAUAGAACUUUAGAAGCUUGUGGUGAGUCGGUGAUCGACGCCACAAUUAUCUUGUAAAACUAGUUUAUAGUAUACGACACUAGAGUAGAAAUCAAGCAUCCAUAAUUCAACACCCAUGAUUUCUCUGUAGAACAAUGCUCUAAAGCAUACCAAAAUUUUGAAGCUGAGUGUCAUAUUAUUUUGUCAUGACACAACGAUCGUGUGUUCGUUAUACAUAUAAAUAAAUGAAGGUGAUUUUUUUGUUGAUCAUGA
Messenger RNA from Spinacia oleracea (spinach), 4259 nucleotides. RefSeq names its product homeobox-DDT domain protein RLT3. The coding region runs from base 186 to 3764 and encodes 1192 amino acids. Gene Ontology annotation, biological process: regulation of transcription by RNA polymerase II. Gene Ontology annotation, molecular function: DNA binding. The transcript has 18 exons. Lineage: Eukaryota; Viridiplantae; Streptophyta; Magnoliopsida; Caryophyllales; Amaranthaceae. The record is from RefSeq and is a predicted model, not a curated record.